AUGGGGAGCAAGGCCUCUUGGUUGUUGGUGACAUACAUUAUCGUAGUUGUCUCAGAUGCCUGGUUAAUUCAACCGCAAGGCUUCCUUACGAAGAUUGGUGUGGAUCCUGAAAUUUAUCAGACCGUGGUAAGAGUGUGCGCAUGAUAUGCACGCGUUGAAUUUUGCGAACAUUAAGAUUAUUCUUAAGAAGUUACAAUCGUAACUUAAUCUUUAGAUUCUAAAUUACUUUCAUAAACACGUCUUUUAGAAAUACCUUUCCUAGCAAGUUAUUCUUAGGGUUCAGUUCAACUGGUUGUCGAUUGAAAAGUGACUUUAACUUCUGUUACUCUAUUAAGGAGGGCAUACAGCCAGGGCCCUGCCAGCACCACCCCGCCUAGCCUUUUCAAGUCUUACUGGACUGGAAAGGAUUGGGCGUGGCUGGUGGCGGUGCUUUUCAUGCAAUAGUCCCGUCUAGCACGAGGGGCGCCGCCUUUUCGUCCGUUGUGGUACCCCUUUACAGUACCGACUAUCAUACGAAUUUUUCGAGAGACGCAGUGCCCCAUCACACCCACACGUGACACUUCGGGACACCUAAUGUACGCGGAGUACUACGCAGUACUUCAGAUGACUUCACCGUAUAUGUACUAGGCGACACCGAAUAUCUGACAUAGAACACGUGUUCUACCGGACGAAAAUUCAUGAAAUCUCGAGAGAGUAAUUGCCUCGAAACAGUUAACAGUUAUCGUAAUAAGAGAAAAUGUCUGUCUCGUUGUAAUAAUUAGGCAUUCAAAAUAUUCUUUACUGACAAGCCGUGCUACAUUAAGCCGCAAUAGAGUAUCACUUUUUCCUUGAUAACCGAACAUUUGAAUUUAAAUCGAAUUGAGGGAUUUCGCUUGGUCUGUCUUUUCACUACUCAAAAGUGUUUCGAUUACUGCUAUACUUUUGACACCCUUCAGUACGCUAUAGUUGAAAGCAAAGGCUACUCUGCUAAAAGUUAUAUAAUCGACACUCCUGACGGUUAUUUACUGACGGUACACCGUAUCGGCCCAAAGAAACCACUUUUGGAGGGGAAGCGGAACGUGGUCCUACUGCAACACGGUUUUAUAGAUUCUGCGCAUACUUGGAUCAAUAACCUUGCCAAUCAGAGCCUUGGUUUCAUCCUCGCUGACAUGGGAUACGAUGUUUGGAUGAGUAACAGCCGAGGAAACACCUACUCACAAUUCCAUAGAACUCUUGAUUUGAAAAAUGAACAAUUCUGGCAGUUUUCCUGGGAUGAUAUGGCGCACAAUGAUCUUCCUGCAACGAUUGAAUUUGUGCUUCAUCAAACAGGCAAAGACAAGCUGUUCUAUGUUGGUCACUCACAGGUUAGUCUGCCAAAAUAAACUUUACGCGCUUCUAUACCCCUUCGUUUAUUAGGGCAGCCAAAUUGCGUUUGCCAAAUUCAAUUCAGAUGCAGUCCUUCGCUCAAAAAUUGCUGCCAUGGUUGCCCUGGCGCCAGUAGCCUACUUGGCCAACGUCAAGGGCCCUAUUCGGUUUUUGUCAGCCGUCUGCAAGGAGCUUGAAUUGUUUGCUGUCGUGUUCGGCCGUGGUGUAUUCAUGCCGUCAUCCUCACUCCUGCGCUUUCUCGGAGUCCUUCUCUGUCAUAGACGGUCCAUGCCAUUUAUUUGUAGUUAUGCUUACAAUCUUCUUGGUGGUUAUGGCUCCAAAAAUACUAACAUGGUGAGUGUGAUUUGUCCACCGUAUUUUGGCCACUGGCAUAAGUAUUUCUUGUCCUGAUGCUCCAUAACCUCGGUCCUAUGUUUUCAGUCGCCCUUGUACUCAAGCGCCUAAUCAAAUCUGAUAGAACCGAAAGUAGGAGCAACUGCUUUGUGCACUAAAACGACACCAUUGUGGUUUUAGACUUAAUUUACGACAAAGACAAUUUCAUAAUAAGCAGACAAAUUUCAGCAAAAUCCGAUAGGUACGCUGUGCACUGUUGCGAAGUUAAGAAAGUGUUGUAAGUGACAAUCAGUAAAGAAGAUGUGAGAACCGAUAACUGGAGAUUUCCUUCUGUGAGCCGGCAUCCAACAAAUGCAGAGAACCAAGUCCUCUUCGGUCCAGUAAGCCUUGGUUAAAUUUGGGGUUUUCUCCAGAUACUUCUUCGGUUCAACCGACCUAACUCAUGCUGGAGGUUUCGUGUACUUCAGAACACUCAUCAACAAGCGCAGAGGCUACGAAAGUGCCGAGAGAUAUCGAAAUAAGAUGGGUCACCAGAAUCUGUGGGUUCGCUCGCGGGGACCAGAUCGUUCCCUUUAGUCUGCAAAAUAGUGUCUCGUGCCUCCUUUUAUUACCGUACGUUGUUGUUUGACGCACACCUAAUUUAAAGAAAGUUUUACCAUUUGUUAAACUGCCUUUUAAUCUCCAGAUUAGUUGAACGGCCUUAGUGGCGGAAUUGGCUAUAAAUGGAGACCUCCUCCAGUGUGCCUACUCAUGUGUGACUUACGUUUUCCGACACUCAGUUACGAAAACAACCUGCGGAAUAACUACUGCACCGCAAUUCGCUACUCGGUUUGCAUUAGAAACCUUUUUCCUCUCCCACUCGUCUCUGCUCCCUCCUCAGUAUAACAACGCGCACAACGAGCAUUACUCUAUUCAGAGGAGCCUCUGAAGCACAGAGGAGAUUGUGAGUGCAAGUAAAACCGCCAACAGAAGCGGAUACCACGAUCAACGCAGUCAUUAUAUUCAACCAGAUCCUGCCAAUCCCCAUCCCCCAUUUUGACUUUUUUGUAUAAAAUCUGGAAGUCCGUUGGAACACUUAAAAUCGCAACUUCUAUACUAGCAUUGAAAACCUUUGAUGCCCGGAAAUUAUUCUUUGGUUAUAAGGCUUAAGAUAACCUCCUAGGUCAAUCCAUCUCUGUCUCAUUUAUCUUUCUGCUUGAGUUUCGCGUCUUGAGAUAUUUUUCUUAUUCCUAGACACGUCUACCUGUCUUCAUUGCUCACAGUCCGGCAGGAACGUCAGUACAAAAUAUGGUACACCAUUGUCAGGCAAGUAGUUGAUUCUUGUGUGGACCUGAUGCCAAUUUCCUGCAUCAACUGAUUUCUACUGACCUUCAAAUGAUGCAGGAAACUGUCAGAGUUCAGCCUUCAAAGGAAGACUCGCUCCUGACUUCUGCCUAACUGUAUGCUGUUGUCGGCGCGAUCGGCGCUGAAGAGUGGUCGCAAACUACGCAUAUGCGAGCAAACGAGCUACAACAUCGUCCGGAAACCCGCUAAUGUUGUCGGUAGACAGCGUUACGAACGCGCAACCAUAAGGAAAUUGUAAGACUCAGUUUUAUGAGAUUGAAAUUAUUAAGUACUUCGAAGAAGAGGUCAGAAGUGGUUAUGUAGCCCUACCUGAAGUAAACGAACCCCAGCCACCUGUUAUGCGAGACCGUUGGUAAUAGGGGUUUUUAUAGGUGGAACCGGGGAACGCACAGGCGACGAGUUCAAGUAAUUGUAUGCAAAAGAAAAGCCAUUGAGAAUGCGCGGUUUUACUAUGAGCGUUUGAGAAAUAGUUGCUCUAAGCCCUAAACCCAACCCAGACAGUAAAUUUUUCCAUCAGCUGGGGCUAUUCAACCACAUCAUACCGAAAAAGAAUUUAAGGGGGAUCAGAAGCGCGUGACCCCGCUGAAUGAUCGAUCCAACGCUCCCGUAGGAGACGCUUUAAGGACUACCUCAUUCGCAGUGUCUGACACACUGUGAGUAGGCUGGCAUCCCAUAUUCAUGAGGACCUACAACUUACGGCUAGUCACUGAGGUGCGUCGGGCCGAUUGGAUACCCCUAAAGUCGUUGCCACGCAGCCAAAAAAUAAGGCCUCGAAUCCCGAUCAACAAACUUCAGGUAGACUCAUUGAGGCCAGUGUUCAUGCAUAUUCACGUAAUAAUAUGGACCUUUUUGGUCAUAAAUAAACUCCCAACUGCAAUGGCCACGGAAAGACUAAUCACUCAAGCAGCAGCUAAGUUAUAGUGUUUUCCGGCGCCAGUUCUUUUAGUCGCGUGGCACGCCUUAAUCUGGGGGUCUUCAUGCCAUUCUAACCCCAACACCGAAUGGUAACUCUCCAGUCGGCUUGAGGCGGACUUGUCAUCAGUUUUAGAGAAUCAAGAUUGACUUAAUUCGUCACGUUCGCUUUCCUUAAGUUAGACAAUCAAACACUUUUUUCGACUGCUACCACGUGUGCCGUCAUGGCUUCGGAGGCUUCCAGUUAACGAAUUAAUUUCACUCUUGGUGUGUUCUUUAUGGCUCGUAUGGUGUGGUAUGCGAGUUUCCAGACUCCUCAAAGACGACUCUUUCUCGAGGAGGAAGAGGGCAACGUUUGUGAGUUUUACUUCCCCGGCUCCUGCGACCUUACGGAUCUGCGGUCGCCCUUACUCUAUCCUUUCAUCAGAACAUAAUCAGUGUCGUAGGGGUAGUACGGGGUUGAUGCUGCCAAAUCUACCGCCAGUUCAGCGCUUACUUCGAAAGCUCUCUAUUCGACUUUAGCACACAUACCGUUUCUACCCCAGCUAAAUAAAACUUCUGCCCAAAAAUAAAAACAGUAUGUAGUGGGCAGCAUGGACUACCGCUGAUUGUCACAUGCUACUGCAGCUGUUGCUAUCUUAUAGGUGUCAGCAUAUACCGGUCUUACAAGAGACUGUCGAACACUGAACGCACUUACAAAUUCUUUCCUAAUUGGUGGGGGGUUGAGGGUGCGCUAUAAGGGAAGCCCGUAGCCCAUUACUCGAUUUAUGCAUGCAUUAGUGAGUUUUGCCGCAACGACUCGAUAUACCAGCUUUUGUAAGAGAACUUCUGCGAUUAAAACGAUGAUUAUAAGGUAUCCCCACAACACCCUCCGUAGACAUCAAUCGGGAAUGUGAUGAAUGAUCACCAAGAAGGCAUGAAGAUUCGCAAAAUAGCCGCCGUCUGAAGAGGGUUGUGGACUUCGAUUGCAGUACGCAAGCUGUCAGUUUAUGUUGAAAAAAGCAUAAUCUUCACAAUGUGAUUUUUAAUCAACCCUCAUAUUUACGUCUGUUGCGCAUACAGAGUAUGUUCCACGGGAAAUUUCAAGGCUUUGACUUUGGAGCGGAAGAGAACAUGCGUCAUUAUAAUCAACCCGUCCCUCCAGUCUACGGCGUCGGCAACUUGGACAUGCCGAUGAAACUGUAUUGGGGUGGCGAUGACUGGCUUUCAGCACCUGAGGAUGUCCGCAGGCUGCUCGCAGAACUGCCGAAGCGGCCCUACAUUCGAGACAUGUAUCUGCCGCAUUACAACCAUCUAGAAUAUGUGAGGGGCAUGGAUGCCGCCAGGGACAUCUACUCGGAUAUACUCGAAUUCUUCAGAGAAUUCCAGUGA
Spirometra erinaceieuropaei is the source of this 5325-nucleotide messenger RNA. Lineage: Eukaryota; Metazoa; Platyhelminthes; Cestoda; Diphyllobothriidea; Diphyllobothriidae. The record is from the annotation of a GenBank genome assembly.